This is a messenger RNA of Conger conger (European conger), 999 nucleotides long. RefSeq names its product trace amine-associated receptor 13c-like. The transcript is spliced from 2 exons. The record is from RefSeq and is a predicted model, not a curated record. Gene Ontology annotation, molecular function: trace-amine receptor activity. Gene Ontology annotation, cellular component: membrane. Gene Ontology annotation, biological process: G protein-coupled receptor signaling pathway. Bases 1 to 999 code for a protein of 332 amino acids. NCBI's taxonomy places the organism in Eukaryota, Metazoa, Chordata, Actinopteri, Anguilliformes, Congridae.
AUGAAUCUCACAGAAGAGGAAUCCUGCGUCCAUUCAAACAUUUCCUGUUGGUACAGUUCCCGAACAGCAUCUUAUGUACUGCUGUAUAUGUCUGUAGCAGUAGUUGUCUCACUGACGGUGUGUGGAAACCUGCUUGUGAUCAUCUCCAUCUGUCACUUCAAGCAGCUUCAAACACCAACUAAUUUCCUCCUCCUCUCUCUGGCGAUGGCAGACUGUCUUGUUGGGGUAAUUGUGAUGCCCCUCUAUUUUACUAUGUUGAUAGAGCCACACAGUUGCUUUGGUACAUUGUAUUGCACAAUAUUUAGUGUAGCAGCAUUUUACCCCACUUGUAUAUCAAUUUAUAAUGUAGCUUUAAUUGCAGUGGACCAAUAUAUUGCUCUCUCCAAUCCAUUUCACUACUCCAUGAAAAUGACAGUGAAUGUAACUUUGAGGAUAAUAGCAAUACUGUGGUUGUAUUCAUUAAUCUACAAUGUGGCGCUUCUUUAUUUCAAUGGAAAUGUUAUUGACAUAAAAGCAAACGUCACAUGUGGUGAGUGUAUUGUUACAGUUCAUAACGAAUGGUCCGUUAUUGACUUCAUAAUUGUAUUUUUUUUGCCAUGCUCCAUGAUUAUAAUUAUAUACCUGAAAAUUUUCAUUAUUGCUACAAAACAGGCAAAUAAAAUUAGGAGUGUCAGAAAGUGCCCACAAAUAAAUAGCUCAAUGGCAUCUGAAAGGAAAGCAGCAAAAACCCUUGGAGUUCUAGUGGCAGUAUUCCUACUGUGCUUAGUACCUUACUAUGCAAGUACCUUGAUUAAUGUCUAUUUGAGGAACAGAUCUGUGCAUCUUAAAAUAUCAAUUCCAGAGUCUCUAGUAUAUUUAAAUUCUUCCAUCAAUCCAAUCAUUUAUGCUCUUUUCUAUCCAUGGUUUCAGAGGUCUUUUAAACUCAUAUUAACAUUUAGAAUAUUUGGCACUGACUCUUCCCUUCUGAAUGUGUUUGAACGAGAAACAAAUGUGAAAUGA